Botrytis byssoidea is the source of this 441-nucleotide messenger RNA. RefSeq lists its product as uncharacterized. Bases 1 to 441 code for a protein of 146 amino acids. NCBI's taxonomy places the organism in Eukaryota, Fungi, Ascomycota, Leotiomycetes, Helotiales, Sclerotiniaceae. The transcript has a single exon. The record is from RefSeq and is a predicted model, not a curated record.
AUGGCUAUACUAUACCCAGAAGGAGAAGUCUUCUCUGACCGAAAGGUUCUUGCGCAAAAUUCGAAGAAUGGCUACCGUGUUGACGACGAGAAACAAUUCUAUUCUCACUUCAUGAUCGAAUACGUGUGGAACCGCGAAGCAUACCAUGGUAGCAAAAAUGCGAACUCAAUCUCAGUCAGCUACAAGUCCUUCCUCGGAAUGGAGGUGCCUGUGCUUGGGCCUGGCCUAGGUCACACACAUCGCCGCUCCGGAUACAAAGUCUCACAAGGGGAUUUUUGGGACACACACUACGGUAACUGGACACAUCUUCCUGUUAGCUAUGGUGCAGGGGGGAGUGACAUCAAGAGACGAGUUCAACACAAUCUCUGCACGAGUGGUAAUCGCUUUCGGAAUUAUGAGUCGAGCAGUAUAAGACCGACAAGUCGACACGUUUCGGCCUAA